ACGGUAGAGUCCAAACAGAAGUGGUUUAAAGGGAAGAAACGCAAAAAUCUCAACGAAAAAACCACACACGAAUCUCAAAAAACAAAAGAAAAAAAUAUAAGGAAUAAUCAGGACCAGGCCCGGCUGAAAAUUCGGUUGUCCGGCAUUGCAUACGACGUCGGUGGUGAAGGAGGUGGCGGCCACGUGACAUCCAUUGCGACGGCGACAAUGGCGGCGAUGAAACGCGCCACUAGCAGCGUUUUCACUCGUAGCAGUCGGCCGGUGAGUAGUGCGUAGCACGCUUCGGAGGCCAUGCAAGCGGGUGGCGUGGCGGCGGCUCCAGCGCCGGCACCACCUAAUGGGUACGGAACUCAGCAGCAACAGCAGCAACAGAUAUUGUUGCAGCAGCACCACCAACAGCAGUUGUCCAACAACUCGCCGGCGUCGACGGCAGCCACCGGCACGGCCACCACCAACAAGAUACUGAUAAACGGCGGCCGGUUUGACUUCGACGAYGGUGGCACGUACUGCGGUGGCUGGGAGGAUGGCAAGGCUCACGGGCACGGAGUGUGCACCGGUCCUAAGGGCCAGGGUGCGUACUCGGGAUCAUGGCACUACGGGUUCGAGGUGUCCGGCGUCUACAUGUGGCCCAGCGGUAACACUUUCGAGGGCCAAUGGCAGAACGGCAAGAGACACGGGUUGGGCGUUGAGUCACGGGGUCGGUGGCUGUACAGAGGAGAAUGGACACAAGGUUUCAAGGGCCGGUAUGGGGUCAGACAGUCUGCCACGACCAACGCCAAGUACGAGGGAACUUGGGCCAACGGUCUGCAAGACGGCUACGGGUCGGAGACGUAUGCCGACGGUGGGACGUUUCAAGGACAAUGGAUGCGUGGCAUGAGACACGGAUAUGGCGUCCGGACCAGUGCUCGGUUCGGGAUGGCAUCUCAUUCCAAACCAAACAAAUCGGAUAUCCAGAAUUCUCUGUCGUCGUUGGGUAGCGAUGACGCUCACAACAAGGUAGGCAGCGCGUCCGAAGACCAGGUAAUCGGUAGCGAGGGUCGUGACAAGAAGUUGGACGACACCCGCGGCGGKUUCGUGUUGAAAGCCAACAGCGACGAGCAGCCGAGCAAACACAAGACGCUGGUUUCCAAGUCCACCCACAGUCUCAAGAGGACAUUUAUGUCUGGUUUCAAAAUGCGAAAACAGAGAAGCACUGGCGAGCUGGAGAAGAAAGUGUCGGGGAGCAUCAGGAGCACAGCAUCAUGUACGUCAUGGAUCAGCACUGGAUCGUCUCAGUCCGCGAUGGGAGAGUCCUACAAUACAGACUCUAACGCCAGUUUCAUCGUUGAGGAUGAGCACAUGGACGUGAACACGACAGAAACGUACGUGGGCGAGUGGAAGAACGACAAGAGAUCCGGAUACGGGAUAGCUGAGAGGACAGAUGGGCUAAAGUAUGAAGGUGAAUGGUUCGCCAAUAAGAAAUAUGGUUACGGAGUGACCACGUUCAAGGACGGCACGAAGGAGGAGGGAAAGUACAAAAACAACGUGUUGGUGACUUCUCAAAAGAAAAAACACUAUUUCCUGAUGAGAUCCGCCAAGCUCAAGGAACGUAUCGAGGCCUCCGUGAAUGCGGCACAUAGAGCAUCGAAAAUCGCAUUGCAAAAAGCAGACAUAGCAAUAUCUCGGAUGGCCACAGCGAGGGGAAAAGCGGAACUGUCUGACAUCGCAGCGGACCACGCUCGAGAGGAUUAUGAAAUUGCGAAACUCACAGCCAAACAAUUUGCACCAGAUUUCAUUCAACCAGGACUGGAAAAGACCAGACUUCGGGAGAUUUUGAAACAGCGCAUGUCAAUUGACCAAAAACAAAUAUUACAGCCGUUAAUGCCUUCGCCUAAUCCAGUCGGACCGGCAUCGUCGGUGGACGCAGCGGACGCCUCGUCCCUGUCAUUGUCGACCAACAACUUAUUGAACUCAACCACCGGCGGUCAGCAGGAUGCAGCCGAGACUACUCCACAGUUUAGACCCAGGUCGCACUAUGCGCAACCUUAUUACCAAUCGACUGGUAGCAACCAUCUUAAUCAGCAGCAGCAGCAGCAGCAGCAGCAGCCUGGUGGCGUUAAUUCACAGAGUUCUGUGGGCCAGUCGUACCCGCGAAACAGCCUUACGCCGGAAAUGAGACAGAACUCGACGAACAACCAUAACCCAACGCACCAUCAUCAGCAGCAGAACCACGGUUACAACCAGAGUAGUGGUGGGUCUUCGGCCCCACCACCUCCACCGCCGAGCCGAACGAACAACAAUGGCCUCGGUGACCAGUACCCAGGUAACGCACAGAACAGCAUGUACGGCGCCGGGCCCAGACGGCCAUACGGACAGAACGGCACUGGCGGCGGUGGCACAGCUGGAGGGAGCGGUGGAGGACCACCGACAGCCCGCCAGAGCGUCGUCGACAGGGCGUCGUUUUCACAGAAUCGCAUGUCGUCGUCGUCGCACGCCCCCUACCCCCGUGGACAUGAUGACGUCAGUGGUGGAGGUGGAGGCGGCACCGGCUCGCCACGCCACGACAGUCUCAGCAGACCGAAUCGUCACAACCAAUACGAAGUGGGCGUCGAAGACGACACCGAUCCUUCGCUGCUGAGACGAAACACAAAAUACGUCAACAGGGAGUCACUGUACUCAUUUCAACAGGCAAUGAGCGACCACUUUGACCAUUACAAGAGACCACCGAGCCGGGAUAAUAGUGUGGACCGGUACAGUCGGGCAGCUAGUCGACUCAGUGGAGGGUCGAGACAGUCAUCUGUGGAAAAGUCACAGAAUCAGCAGCAACAGAGAAGAGGAGGAGACGAUCGACUUCUAUCCCCAUCGUCUUCGGCAGCGGACAAAUCAUUCAAUGGUGCUUCAGGCUUCACUGCAGCGUCGGCAGCCGGAGCAAAGCAAAAUACCUCGUUAUCGUCCGCCACGCAGCGUCAACCGCCGCCGUUCGAGGAUAUCAUACUCAGACAACGGAACCUCGGGCAAGAGAUUGUUCCAUCACCUAUCGGGCAACCCAAGCGCACGGAGUCGUUGUAUGUGAACCCGAAUACUGCACGCAAAGAGAUCAAACCCAAAGAAAUUCCAGUCCAGAUGGCACUGCAGCGCAAAAAGAGUCUGCCGGACGUGCAAGUGCCACUGAACGCUCCGGCUUCGAUCACCCGGGAAGAAGUAUCCGUGUUGAGUUCGGCAAGGAGGGAGGAAAUGCGCAGGGUGGAAGAAGAAAACGAACGGCUCCGAGCCAACCCACUGCUCUACCUAGUCAGUCCGCACAUGAAGGAUUGGUUUACGAGGCAACAGUUGGUGUUGGUUAUAUUGAUCGUCAACAUAUCGUUGGCACUGAUGUUUUUUAAACUUUUGACAUCCUAGACGCGGCGCCGGUGGUGAACGGCUGGGACACUUCCCGCAGCCAUAUCAUAUGAAAAUAGAAAAACAAAAUAUACAUUUAUUAUAUUUUUCAUACAUGAUAAUAUUAUGUUGCGUUAAUUCACGGCGGUGACAAAUUGAUUGUUAUUGCCCGUCAACAUUAAUUAUUAUUUUUUUUUAAAACGACCGUUUCGGGACGAGACGGCUCGAAGCGGCACCGGACGUCUCGUCCGGAAAACGUUUCGAUACGUUUAUUUAUUCGUUUCAAUCACUUUUGGCAAUGUCAUAAACAAUAAAUUACAAUACACACGCAUAUAUAUAUAUAUAUAUAUAUAUAUAUUAUAUAAAUAUAUACACAUACAUAUAACACCAUAUUGUUUGUUGUACGGCGUUAUUUCCGAAUAAAUCGAUUUAUUAUUAUUAUAUACAGGUAGUGACACGAUGUGACGUCGAACAACUCGACGACGGUGUCUUAUAAUAUUAUUAUAUAAGAUUUGAGUCGAAAUCGAUUGGCUUUUAUUUCGGUAUAAUAUAAUAUUAUUAUUUUGUUAGUGAAUAUAUUAUAGUGCAUUUGAUUUUUUUUCGUUCUCUAGAUGUUGUUGGUGUUUUAUUAUGUUUUUUUUUUUGUUUACCGCAUAAAUAGUAUACGAUGACCAAGAAAAUAUAGCCAAUAUUAUCGUUAUGAUUAUUGUUAUUACUAUUAUUAUUAUUAUUAUUUUUAUCAAUAUCAAUAUCAUUAUUUUAUCAGUAUAAUGAAACACGAAACAGACACGAUAAUUAAUUUGUAAUCUUUAUCGAAAUACACAAUAUUAUAUUAUAAUUUUAUGUAAUUUAAUUAGUACUGGUAACAAACCACACACAAGCACACAUACGUAAUACACACGACUUUAAUACAUAGACUUUUGUUGUUGUAUGUUCUACAUUAUUAUUAUGAUAUUGUAUGUAUAAUUUCUGUACCUAGUAUGUUGUUUUUAUUUUAUUAUGUUUCACGAGAUGAGCAUCAUCAACAACAAAAAAAAAUAAUUAGGUAAUACAAAAGGAGAAGGAAAAAGAACRUCACAGAGACGUCAAUGCAGUUGUUAUAUUGUUAUUAUAAAUAUUAUAAUUUUAUAAUUUUCAUAUUUUUGUGUGUGCACGUAAUAAUAAAAUGUGCGUACUAACACCGUACAGACGACAAACGAAA
Diuraphis noxia (Russian wheat aphid) is the source of this 4558-nucleotide messenger RNA. RefSeq names its product junctophilin (gene jp). The record is from RefSeq and is a predicted model, not a curated record. Lineage: Eukaryota; Metazoa; Arthropoda; Insecta; Hemiptera; Aphididae. Gene Ontology annotation, cellular component: endoplasmic reticulum membrane; plasma membrane; junctional membrane complex.